AUGGCAAUGGAUGACACUCUUGUGGGCGACAUUUACAUCAACAUGACACGCGAGGCACAACUAUUUGUUGCCGUUUACGUCACUACAUUGGGCACGGUAGCCACCAUUGGCAACAUCAGUACACUCAUCAUACUUCUGCGCUUCAGCACCUUCCGCAAAAAAUCCAUCAACUUCAUCCUGAUCAACAUGGCGGUCAGCGAUCUGGGUGUGUCAAUAUCUGGAUAUCCCAUGACGUCAUCCUCGGCCUUCGCCGGUCAUUGGCUGUUUGGUGACAGUGGUUGUCGGUAUAUCGCUCUUUGCGUGUAUACUUUCUCGUGCUCGUCAAUAGGAUCUCACGUUGCACUGGCCGUCUACAGAUACAUCUACGUCUGCAAGCCGUCUUUGAUUAGGGGAGAGGGUUUGCACCAUGACUUCCUCUGGCCAUCAGUGUUUUCACCCACUAUAAUGUCUCUCACAGAGCACAAGCUGACCCCAAAGGUCACCUUCAAGGUCAUGGGGAUCAUCUGGGCGUAUGUGUUCUUCUGGACCCUCACGCCGUUCCUGGGCUGGAGCAGCUAUACAUACGAGCCGUUCGGUCUGUCCUGUUCUCUGGACUGGACUGGUCGCAGUGUCUCCCACCUUAGCUACAACACGGCCUGCGUCUUGGGUGUUUUCUUUGCACCCUUGAUUAUCAUUCUGUACUGUUACUUCCGGGUAGCCAAGCGGAGUAAUCAAGUGGACCCGACCCGCAUGGAGGAGAAGGACUUAGGCGUGGUCAUGUUUCUGCAGAUGCACAGGAAAGACGUCAAGGUCGAUUUUCACGUGACAAAGAUGUGUAUUAUGAUGACGGCAAGUUUCGUGAUAGCUUGGACCCCGUACGCUGUCGUCUGUAUCUGGGUGGUUUUCAGCAGACUUGAACUCAACACAGCAACGGCCCUGGCCCCAACGCUUUUCGCUAAAUCCUCCUGUAUGAUGAACCCCCUUAUUUACUUCAUAGCCAGCUCCCGCUACAGGCGAGACUUUCUCCGGAUGUUCAGGGCCUCGCAGAGUGGGGCACCGGCUUUGCAGGGCAGCGGCGGCGGCGCCGGUUUGCCCCUGGCCGACGUGAGCCGGAGUCAAAAGGCGGGACCGUCCACGGCCAGCGACAACACCCGAGGCGCCCUGUACCUCCGUCGGACUACGUCGCCCUCGGGAGAUGUGUCGGCCUCCAUGUACUUCAACAAGGAACGCAUCUACAUUGGGGAUAUCAAGCCAUCAGGCAUCGACAGGGAGGCUAAAUUGAUCCAUAAAGACCCUGAUGUGUUGUCCAUGUCUUCAUCCAACACCUCUGAGUACCAGGUCGUUGUCAAGGAGACGAAAAAGGCUGAGGAGCCCACAAUUGAACUGGAGAUAAAAGGGGAGUAG
This is a messenger RNA of Acanthaster planci (crown-of-thorns starfish), 1383 nucleotides long. RefSeq names its product visual pigment-like receptor peropsin. Gene Ontology annotation, biological process: G protein-coupled receptor signaling pathway. Lineage: Eukaryota; Metazoa; Echinodermata; Asteroidea; Valvatida; Acanthasteridae. Gene Ontology annotation, molecular function: G protein-coupled receptor activity. Gene Ontology annotation, cellular component: membrane. The record is from RefSeq and is a predicted model, not a curated record.